AUGUGUCUCAAUAUUUAGCGACGUUCAUGGUGCUCCGACAUUAUUCAAGAGUGAAACGAGUUUAUUGUUAUUAACCAGAAGUUAUUUCCACUUCGGGUGUGUUAGUGGCGUCUGUGAAAAGUUCAGUUUUCUGUUUAAGUACACAGCGGCGAGUUUUAACGAGUUUUAAAGUGAUACUGAAGUUUCCCGGUGAAGAUAACUCUGUGAAGACUACCUCUGGAUCAACUGGCAGCCCUCUCUAGUGGCUUUUGAAAUAAUGCUCCUUAGUGCUGAGCUCUAGAUGUCCACAAUGAGUCUACGAACCCUGUCACUGAGAGCACUGUUGUUCCUGGGGCUUUGGCAUACCGGGAGGAGAAGUCUAGCUUCAGCCCCAGAGCUGCAGAACCAGCCCAAAAAGAUAGCUGUGGUCGGAGCAGGCAUCGGUGGCACAGCGACUGCAUAUUACCUGAGGCAGGAGUUUGGAGCCGGGGUGAAGAUUGAUGUGUUUGAAUCUGGCACUGUUGGUGGACGACUAGCGACAGUGAAGAUCGGGGAGUAUGAGUAUGAGACAGGAGGUUCAGUGAUCCAUCCUUUGAACCUACACAUGAAGCACUUCAUUGAAAAAUUAGGUAUUCCUGCAAGGAAAGAUGUCUCCUCUAAAAUGGCAAUCUUUGAUGGAAAGGAGCUCACAUUUGAAGAGAGUGACUGGUUCAUUCUUAACUUCUUACGCAUGCUCUGGCAAUACGGGUUCAACUUUCUUCGGAUGCAGAUGUGGGUGGAGAGUGUUUUGGACAAAUUUAUGAGGAUCUACCAGUAUCAGCAGUAUGGUUACUCAUUCUCCAAUGUGGAGAGGCUCUUGCACGCCAUGGGUGGUGAUAAUUUUCUUACCCUGAUGAAUCAGACUCUGGAGGAAACUAUGAUUGGUGAAGGAUUUUCACAGAUCUUCCUCAACGACAUUGUUGCACCCAUCACUCGUGUCAACUAUGGUCAGAGUGUCCGCAUCCACGGCUUUGUGGGGGCCGUGUCAUUAGCAGGAGCAGAUUCAGGCUUGUGGGCAGUGGAUGGAGGCAAUAAGAGAGUCUGCUCAGGACUGCUGUACCACAGUAAAAGUGAUCUCAUCCCUGCCAGAGUGACUUCCAUUGCAGUCAAGGUUCGGCCUUCCAAGACAGGCACCACAGCCAGUUUCUAUGAGGUCAGUUAUGUUGGGGAAUCGGGCUCAGCUCACUCUCUGUAUGACAUUGUGGUAAUAGCGACGCCACUUCACCAGGGAAAGUCUGACAUCACCUUCUCAGGUUUCUCCCCUCAAAUCCCGUCUAACUACCCCGGGCGCUACCACCAGACGGUGUCAACUCUGGUCCACGGCUUGCUGAACAUGUCCUACCUUGGGACCACACAGCCAGCCUCAGAGUUCACUGUGUCUGAAGUCCUCACCACUGACUCUAAGGGCUCUGUCAUCAACAGCCUCUCCUCUCUCGACCCUGUGCAUAUCCCUGCAGGUUACAAACGGCCCCCCGCCAGCCAAACCAAAGUCUGGAAGGUGUUCUCUCCACAGCCGCUGUCUCAAGAGCAGCUGCAGAACAUGUUCCUCUCCUGGGAUUCAGUGUCUGAGAGUCGGUGGCUGGCUUAUCCCGCGUACUGCCCACCGCAUCGUAAGACCCCUCCCUUCAUCCUGCACAACCGGCUGUACUACCUCAACGCUGUGGAGUGGGCAGCUAGUGCUAUGGAGAUGAGCUCCAUCUCCGCCAGGAACGUGGCCCUGCUGGCACACCAUCGCUGGCAUGGACAGAACGGCAAGAUCGACCAGGAGGACCUUCACACCCGACUAAGAGGGGAGCUCUGACAAGUGAGAACUAUUUGAGAUGAGAACCAAAAGCAAUAAAAUACUAUCAAUCAAGCACAGUAUAAACCCAUACAGAUGCUCAUGGGCUUGCCUGCUGCACUGUAAUAACUCUCCAGUCAGGGCAAAUCCCAACUCUCUUUCAGGUAUCUCGGGUGCUCUUGCCUUUUUAAACUUAUAUUCUGGUUUGUUACAAGUUGGUCUUAUUUUUGCAGUUUGGGCUGUAAUUUCUACCAGUCAGAUGAUGUACUCACCAAUGUAAUUGCUGAGAUCUGGGAACACCAUGACAUUAAAGCACUAACAUUAGUCGAAUAAAAGAUUAGUCAGUCGAAAGAAAGUUAAUUUUGAUAAUUGACUGUUAACUGUUUAAGUCAGUUUUUAAGCAAAGAUGCCAAAUAUUCAAUGGUUUUGUCUUCUCAAAUGGUAAAAUUUCCUACUUGUCAUUGUCUUACAUUAUAGUAAAUGUUUGUUGCUCUUUUGUAGAUCAAUCAAUGAAUUGAGCAAAUAAUCCACAUGUAAAUCAAUAAUGAAAAUAAUCGUUAGUUGCAGGUCUAGGUGACAUUGCUACAAAGUCUGACAGGAGAGCAAACUCCAGCAGGAAUAACAAUCAGAAAAGUUUCAAACAAGCCAACUUGAUUUUCUAGAUAAAACCAUGAGUGAGUGCACCACAGGAAAACUGUUCAAACUUCAUAUAUGGCAGGUUAAACUUGAACCAGGCUGUCAUGUACACUGACAGUUUGGGUGAUGAUUCGACCGUUGACCUGGGUGCUUAUUUAUAAUCUGUCUGGUUGUUUGACUCCUCAUGUUUCUUGCCCCUAUCUGAAGAAGCCUUUAAAGCAAAGUGUCUCCUUUCUAAGAUCUCAGCAGUUAACUUGGUGAGUACAAAGUUAUUAUUAGUGUUGGCCAAAACUAAGAAAAAAAAAAAAGACCAAUGUUGUAAUAAACAGGAAAUCUUUUAAUCACUCCAACAGUAGCCACAGUUCAUCGCUCUGUCACCAGCAACAGCAGCACAAAUCACAAUAACAGGUGGGACUACAUUGUAUUGUGCUGAAUUUUGUAUUCACUGUGAACCACGCUGCACUGCAGGGUAGACGUAUGACUGUUCCUUUAUAUGUAAGAGUAUCUUGAAGAAAUUUUAAAACUUUUUUUUUUUUUUUUAAAGUGCAUUUCCUCUGUUUUAAACACGGUACAUCUAACAAAUCACAGACCAACCAUUGUCACCCUUUAGCCAAAUUCUUGCAUAGUGUUGACUAAUAUGACGAUGUCCCGUUAUUGAUGGAUUCAUGUGUCUUCCAAUGAUUUUCUCAGUCUCUCUACCUCCUCAGCACACUGCUGUAUGUGUUGAUAGUGAGUACAGGCAGCUGUCAGUAAGAGAGUUGUGCCACCAAGACGUUUUCUUUGUAAAUUGGAAGAUAUGGAUGUUAUAAAGGAGUAUUAACAAAUUAAUGUAUUUUCUUAGCAUUUAAAUAGACUGUUGAUAUAAUGUGCCGUAAUUGGAAAGAGUCUAAUCACACUGACCAUUUAAACUACUGUGGUGCCUUAAGCUAUUGAAGUAAUUAGCUUAUGUGUUUAGUAGAUGAUAAGUCUCCCAAUGAUUUUAGAAAUCAAUUGUCCUUAGGGGUUUCCUGUGUCAUUUUUAAUGACGUGAAAAUUGCCAUCAGACUCAGACCACCAGGACCAAACUGCAGCGAGGCUGACGCAUUUCUGUAUUUUGUAUUUUGUAACAAAUGGAGGCGUAUUCAGUACCUGGGAUUUAUCUGAUGUCAUGUCGCUUAAAGACACUGUACCUUCCUGGACCACUUUCAUGUUCUUUAACUACUUUGGGAAGACCGCUAGAGUUUGCUGAUUGUUUCUUAAGCACUUUUAGAGGUGUAUUUUUCUAGAUGUUUGAAAGAAGUUUUGAGUAUGAGUCAAGACACACUGUUGCCAGAAUAUUAAUUGUGCACUUUAAUUGAUAGAAAAGCUUCUGUUUUAUACUGAAGUCCAAAUGCCAAAGAACCCCACCAAUGUGCAGUAUUUAGACUGGAUUGUUCUGGACAAAUAAAAUGAUCCUUUUAUUUACAAAUUAAUUUGAUUACAAACAAUACUGAAACCCCUGUAUGUUUUGAAAGUGUUUACAAUCACAAUAAAGUGGUGAGACAUUG
Molecule: messenger RNA, 3960 nt
Organism: Seriola dumerili (greater amberjack)
Lineage: Eukaryota; Metazoa; Chordata; Actinopteri; Carangiformes; Carangidae
Gene: pcyox1
Product: prenylcysteine oxidase 1
Exons: 7
Coding region: 281-1819 (512 amino acids)
Biological process (GO): prenylcysteine catabolic process; prenylated protein catabolic process
Molecular function (GO): prenylcysteine oxidase activity
Source: RefSeq, a predicted model, not a curated record